Hylaeus anthracinus is the source of this 645-nucleotide messenger RNA. Its product is annotated as RNA binding protein fox-1 homolog 2-like. The record is from RefSeq and is a predicted model, not a curated record. Gene Ontology annotation, molecular function: mRNA binding. Lineage: Eukaryota; Metazoa; Arthropoda; Insecta; Hymenoptera; Colletidae. Gene Ontology annotation, cellular component: cytoplasm; nucleus. The transcript has 4 exons. Bases 1 to 645 code for a protein of 214 amino acids. Gene Ontology annotation, biological process: nervous system development; regulation of alternative mRNA splicing, via spliceosome.
AUGGUGCAGACAGGAAUGGCUGCGCCCUACGGUGGGGGUGUCUUCCCUCCGCCGGUGAACGGCGUCGCGGGCGUCGUCGGGGCGGCUGGAGCAGCCGGUGAAGUGAAACCACCGCCUCCAGUCCCGGUCAAAGAAGAAAACACCGGCGCGCCCCAGCAACCGCCUCCCAGCGGGCCCCAGGUGCCGCAGCCGACAGGUGCUCCUCACCAAACGGCCCCCGGUGCACCGACAGCCGCCAGUUUUAGUCCGCCACCGCCACCGAACGGAGUGGACCAACAGGCCAUCUCGGAGGUGUUUCAGGCAGCAGUGGCGGCCGCGGCAGCUGCAGCUGCAGGAGGCGGUGGUCAGCAACCAGCACCGACACCCGCUGGCAACGAGACCAGCCCCGAGGGUACCGUCGAGGGCAGCACCAUGGUACCUGUCACUUCCGGUGCAACGACACCUGCAACAGCGACACAAGGCACCGACCUGAAAAGUCAACCAAAACGCCUUCACGUCAGCAACAUACCUUUCCGUUUCCGGGACCCUGAUCUCAGGGCAAUGUUUGGGCAAUUCGGGCCAAUCCUCGACGUGGAAAUCAUAUUUAACGAAAGGGGAAGCAAGGCGAUGAGAUACCCCAGUGGCGAGGACGUCACGAUGCCGUAA